This is a messenger RNA of Canis lupus familiaris (dog), 3696 nucleotides long. Its product is annotated as testis-expressed protein 13C-1-like. The transcript has 3 exons. NCBI's taxonomy places the organism in Eukaryota, Metazoa, Chordata, Mammalia, Carnivora, Canidae. The coding region runs from base 101 to 697 and encodes 198 amino acids. The record is from RefSeq and is a predicted model, not a curated record.
CAUGAAGGGGUGGUGAUAGUUGAGAGGUCAAGGUCAUAGGUCACAUCCUGUAGCUGUGUACUUCCUGAGAUCCAGCAGGUCAGAGAAGGCUGUACUUAGAAUGGCUGUAAAUUUUAAUGAUCCAACCUGCGGCUUCUUUCAGAGGGAGGUUGUAGAUUUCAUAAAUAAGCAAAUACUUCAAAAUGGAGUCAGUCCGCACUUCUACUCGAUGCAGAUGUGCGAAUCCUGGGGUGAUAUGGAGAAGAAAUUGCGAGACAUCCUGACUGAUUCGACAGUGUCAGAAGCCACCAAGGAGGCUUGUGCCUGGAAAACCCUGGCCCUGGCAGUGCACAUGGCUGAGAGGCAGAAGCAGGAAGAUGCGGAAAAGGUGAAGAAGCUUCAGGAUCAGCUGGAUGAGCAGAAUCUGUUUAGUAAUGUCUUGAUAGGCAUGGUGAACAGACUCAGAAAUGCGCAAGAAAAGGAAAAGGAGAAGGCCCAGUUCCAACUUCAAGAGAGUCUCACAACCCUCCGUGGAGUAGAGGAAGAGCGAAAUUUAUUCCGGAAUGAGCUUCUCAGGGUGCUAAGCACUCAGUCCUCAAAGCAGCAAGGAGACCUGGAAAGCAGGAAGAGAAAGCAGGCACAAACAUUAAGAGGACCAGCAGAAGCUGCAGCAGCAAUUCCUGCUAGGAAAUAUUCCAGAAACAGCUGGAAGGUAUAAAACUAAAAGUAAGCAACAGCGGAGAAGCAAAAAGAAGAAAUUAAAUUGUAAGCAUAAUCUCAUUAUUCAGAAAACCAUUAUUGUUUAUCUAUAUACACGUUAUACUUUUUAACGUAUAUAUCAUUUUAAUGUUAAUAAAAUGUUCAUAAUUAUGUUAAGCUAAAUAUAUAUGCAUAUUAUUUUUAAAGUUUACAUAUGUAAUAUAUAUAGUUUUAAUAAUUAUAUAUAUAUAUAUGUGUGUUUGUGUGUGUGUGUGUGUAUUUGUUUGGCUUAACAUCGUUCCCCAUUCUUUUUUCCCCCUUUGGCUGUUCAUUCCUUAAGUGGGUUUGCUGGAGAUUAGUUUUUGUUGUUUUGGGUUUUUUUUCCUUUCUUUGGUCUGUUCAAAGAACUGGCCCCUGAUUUUACUUAUCAGUUCUAUUACUUGUAUGCUGUCAAAUUCAUUUAUUUUUCUCCCAUUCCUUUUAGUUUCUUGAGGGUUUGUUAUGAUUAUUUUUGUUUGCAUUUUAAGUUCUUGAUAUUAUGCUCAGUUCGUUUAUUUUCAUCCCUCAUUUAUUCUUCCUGCUUGGGAUUCUAAUCUGAUGCUACUAGUUGAAAUGGUAAAAAUUGAGACAGGAAAAUUUUACCAUGUAAAUGUGUUUGACUAUGUUUUCUGACUAUGUUUCACCUCUGUGGUAGCUGUGCAAUGACCACAAGCUGCAAAUAUGAGAGAACAAGCAUGGUUUAUUUUAAUGCAAAGAUUAGGACAUUUCCACUGAAUUUUUCUUUGGCAAUAACUUUCUUUCUUUUUUUUUUUUUAGAAGUGGCAAUAACUUUCUGAAUCUCCUGUGUUUAUUUUAAUAUGGAACAAAAUAUUUUGAAAUAUGUAAAAAUGCCUCCGACUGUAUUGUUUUUAGGGAGUGCUCAAUGCAAAAUGAAUGCAUAGUAUUCGUUAGAAUGGACUGUCAGCCAAGUUGUGUGUUUUAAGAUGUUAAUGUUAUGAAAAGUCAUGAGAAUCUAUGGAAGUAAUCCAUAUGAAUUUACUGCUUGAGAACUUUGGAAGUUGUAAUAGUAGAAAGAAAGCAUUUUUUCUUACUGAUUCUUGAUAUGAGUGUCAUUGUGUUUUCUAAUAUUUUAAGUUGCUUUGAGCGAUUUUAAGAAAAUGAAAUGUUCUGGUCACGGAUAAAGUCUGUAUAGAUGUAAGAGCCACUGAAACAUUAAUGUUUGCUACUCAAAAUUAUAUGUGGGAGAAGCAAUUAGAAUAGAAUAACACUAAUGAAAUAGUUAUAAUGGGGAAAACACUUAUAUUCAAAAUUAGGGACUCAAAGAAAUUGAGGUCCGCAUUUUCGCUCAGGAAAAUGAAAAUUAGAAAGAUUUUUACAAGAGCCUUGAGGGGCAAUAGUUUUCAGUUUAUAUAUAUUAAGUAGUGUUAGGGGACUCUUAUCUGGGACACUAGAUGACCUCUGCUUUUAGAUUCCCUACUCUUCUCUUAGACAUAGGAUGUCCAGAUAAAAGAUAAGAUGCCCAGUUAAAUUGGGAUUUCAGAUAAACAACAUGUUUUUUUUUUUUUUAACAACAUGUUUUUUAUUAGUGUAAGUAUGUACCAACUAUUGCAUGUAUUUUUACUUGUAACUCUGACAAAGCUACCUGGAGGGAGGUUGGCAUUUCUUUUCCUUUUUAAGUAAAAAUACUUAAAAAAACAGUAUAGACUAUUCUGGCAGAGAGGAGCAUUUGGACCUUUACAGUUUGGACCAACAUUCAGGAACCGUGGAUGAAGAAUCGAACAGAAGAACAAGGCAGUGGAAGCAUUUAAACGUCAUCAACAGUGAAAUCUGAGUGUUUGAGUUAGGUGUGGCAAUAUAUAGCAUGGCAUGGCAAUCAUGAUCAGUGAAAAGAGAUUUGGAAAAAGUGGAGAUAAAUUAGAAAUAUGUACUCUUGCCCUGGAAGUUUCUUGCUCUGUCAGCCUAAACAUCUCUGAAGUCACCUUACCCAUCACUAGUAACGUUGUGGAAAACUUUAUGCUCCACUCCAGCCAGGACCCAAAUUUUGGCUCCUUAAACUAUUCUCCAUUUUGAAGGAACCGGGGCUUUUCAGAGGGUAGCUGGCACCACAUCUGGGGGCAAAGGCAAAAUGAGUCUGGAACAUCUUGCCAUUUACAGAACUGAGAAUGGUGACUAAGGGCUACUAAAGACAAAGAGACCCGAGAAGGCUCUCACCAGGCAGAGUGAUAUAUUGGGCAUUGAGAAAGAAACCCACUUGAAAAAGUCAUUCAUUGGGCAAAAUGUGAAAAUUGAGCAUUAAAAGACACCCCCACACACACACCCACAAACACACAAAUUCCCCAAGCAACAAUUAUAGUCUAUUGGAACAAUAGAAUCCAUUAAAAAUGAUAAAUCCAUGAUGGUAUUCAUGAUUCACAGGUGAUGUAAGUGUGCUAAAAGAUGCUUGUAGUACACACAAGAAUUUCCAAUAUUGUCUAUAAAAAUGCUAUAUAUUGAUCAACCCAGUUCAUUCAACUCCUACACUCCACUUUUUAGUCCAUGAAGAAGUUAACAGAUGGUUGAGGCAUAUGGACUAUAUUAUUUAUCACUAUGAGGAAGGCAUUAGUUUUAGCUUGGAGAGAAAGAUGUGGGGAAAUGUAAAGGUGAGCUUCUUUUUGUAAGGAAAGAAAUACAGAAAGAUGUCUUAAACUGGUGGGAGUAAUAUUCUUCAGUAUAAAAAUGUAGCAUUUGGGAAUUUGAGAAUCUCUGGGGUUAAAGAGUUUAUAAAGGUUUUGAAAUCUUUUGUAUGUUAUAUUACUAGAAACAAAAUGUUAUAAAUGAGUGGAUUUAACAAUAUUUCUUGGUCAGCAAAAUAUGUGAAGAUCAACCUAAGGAGGAUGCUAGUGUGUUUCCAUUUUUUGUGACCAGUUUAUUGAGCUUGCAUGCUCAAUAGUAUCUUUGAGUAUGAUACUUGUCUGAUAUUCAUCUAGCUGGUAUGAACAUAGCUAGCAUGAAUAAACCAGUUAUUGUGAAUCCACACUU